This is a messenger RNA of Chironomus riparius, 994 nucleotides long. The record is from the annotation of a GenBank genome assembly. Lineage: Eukaryota; Metazoa; Arthropoda; Insecta; Diptera; Chironomidae.
UAUCUUUAGUCCGUGGAAUCAAUUGCUUGUUUGGAAAUGCUUCAACAAGCAUUUUUAUUAGUGAUUUUUGUGACCUUAGCUGCAACUAGUCCAAUUGAAAUCACUCCAUUUGUUGUUAAUGGAACGGAUGCAAGGAUUGAAGAGUUUCCGUUUUUAGUGUCACUUCAGUGGAGAUUUAACGAUUCUACAUUUAUUCAUUAUUGUGGUGGAACUAUAUUGAAUAAGGAUUGGGUUCUUACUGCUGCUCACUGUCUCAAUGACGACGAUCCAACAACGAAUCAAAUUGAAUAUGGAACAACUGUGAUAUCGCAUGGAUCAAAAGGAAUAAAUACUGUUUAUUUUGAGAGGACAAUAAUACACGAGAAAUUCGAUCCAUUUACAUUGUUUCACGAUAUCGGAUUAAUUAAAACAAAAAGUCCAAUGACAAUUGUAUUGUUCGAAUACAAAGUGAAGCUGCCAAUACCUAGUGAUUAUUUUUCUACAGGAACGCCAGCUGUUUUGGCAGGUUGGGGACGAACUGGAACAGAUGCUGAAAUAAGUACAAUUUUGCAAAAAGUGAGUUAUCAAAUCUAUAGCCAAAGUGAUUGUGCAGAUUUACAUGAAGAGGAAAUUCACUACAAUAAUAUUUGUGCUGGAAUUGAAGGUGGUUACAAGGGACAAUGCAAAGGAGAUUCAGGCGGUCCAUUACUUGUUGAUGGCGUUCAAGUUGGCAUUGUCAGUUGGAGCAAUAAGCCAUGUGCAGAACCGCCAUACCCAGGCGUUUUUACGGCUGUUGCGCCAUAUAUUAAUUGGAUUAAGGAGAAUACAAUGCUGAACAUUAAACUUCGAAUGUUUAUACAGAUUAAGGAUUAAGAUUGAUUAACAUUUAUAUUCAGACUAUAGUCAUUGUAUGUUGAAUAAAACGGAAUUUUGUGGUUUUAAGAAGAUUUUGGAUGCUUGCAAUUAGAUAACAUGUUGAUUCGUUGGGAAUUAUACGUACGGAUGUGUAGGCUGG